GACGAGAUAGCGGAAUAUUAACUUAACGUGGGCGUAUUGGGAGUUUUCAGCCGGUAUAAAAGCUAGUUCACGUUGAGAGAUAAGGUGUCGUUAAACUCUAGAGGAUUCGAUUUAAAGAAGUGUUAUGUUGGAGUUUCUAUUGUCUAAUUCGCAGAUUUGAAACAACAUAGCACGUUGCGCAUUUGGGGCAAUUUAGAGCGAAUCGGAUUAUCGUAGACACUAAAAUGAUGAUGAUAGUAUUGGUGAAGGCGGAAAUAAAAAAAUUCUUCGGUUUCAACGAGUUCCGGUCACCCAGCAGUAUAGCACUUCAAGCGGCCGUAAAUGAUCUAUUCGCGAACAACGCUUAAUACUCCUUUAGAUUAAACAAUGUCUCCGUGAGUUGUGUAUACCAACAACAGCGAAUCCUCCCCGACAAACAUCCACGGUACAGUAUUGCAUACAUCAGUGUAGCGUGUACGCAAGAACCACCGUCCCGUCGCGGCGCUAUAAAACCGCCGCCGACGCGCGAAUUGUUCCACAUAGCGCGGCCACUUCGUUGUGUCCCUCCGGCAUCGCUCUCGCAGAACGCACCAGGUCCAUCGUCCUUCGUCCUUCGCGGCGUCCCGCUCGCAGCAUGCAUCGCCCGCUCGGAUGGCUCCUGCUCCUCGGCCUGGUGGCCGCCAUCCGCGCCCGUCCCGACGCCGGACCGGCCACCGGCGCCCUAGCCUUGGCCUCUCUCGGAGGCUCCCCCGGAAAGAUCGCAUUCUCUCAGCCCGCCCAAGGUCUUCCGAGUUUACGUAGUUUAAUUCUGCAAAAGCAUUUGUCGAAGCCCGAAAGGGUGAAGAGGACUUCAGAACAUCAUAUUUCAGAUUGCAUUCAUAUGACAUCGGAGGAAGGGGAUUUCUAUUACAAAGCUCAAAUCGCCGACGGUCAAGCUUGCGGGGUUUAUAUUUUCGCCGAGCCCGAUCAAAACAUCGAAAUCCGUUUCAAUUUUUUGGACGUGCCCUGUGAAAACGGAGGCCUAGUUUCGGUAGUGGACGGUUGGGAACUGAAAGGGGAGUUCUUCCCCAGCGCCAGGGAUCACGCGAAGCCGUUGAGGGCGCGAUUCGAGGAGUUCUGCGGCCAAAGGAAGAUCAAAAAGGUGUUCACGAGCUCGCAGAACGUCGCCUUGAUACAGUACAGGAUGCCGGCUAGAGGAACGAAUUUCAGCUUCAACAUCAGAUUCAUCAAGAAUCCGACACCUUGCAACGUUUUCUUCCAAUCCGACGUCUUUGAGCCGGUUUAUACGAUGCACAACUACGGGAAACGGGUCAACUGCAGUCUUAGCACUCUUUUUCCAGCUUCGGUUCACAUACAAUCCUUGGACGUGGGAGUAACACCCAGCUCAGAAAGAGGAUUACAGCUAGAAACCGGCACGAUACACAAGGUUCGGUCACAGUGCAAGAAGCGCGGGCUGGACGAUUACGUGGAGGUGGGCGGCUCGCUGGGAUUGGACAACAUGUUCAUGCAGGUCGCCGAUUCCUUUUGCGGGAUGAAUUCGAAGCCGGAAAGAUACGCUGAAACUGUAGCUUGUGAUACUACGACAGUACGAUUAGUAUCUUCAGGAGCUUAUGAUAAUUCUGUGACUGUUCACAUGAGGCCGAUGACGGAAAACGACAUUGAUGGCCAUUUGAGCGUCAUUUGUUAUGGAGAUGAUUUGUUAGAGAAAUAGUGGAUUCGUUUCCGCAGUCUACAAGUAUACACUUGAAGAUAUAUGAUUUCCCUGACUGUGUUGUAUUGUAGAUUAAAAGAAACCACUUACAUUAAUAAAAAGUAGGUAUCUUGUAUGUGUAUAAAAUAUUCAAAUAAACGAUGUAACCUUUAA
Molecule: messenger RNA, 1843 nt
Organism: Phyllotreta striolata
Lineage: Eukaryota; Metazoa; Arthropoda; Insecta; Coleoptera; Chrysomelidae
Source: the annotation of a GenBank genome assembly